UUCCGUUUGGGCGGUUUGGGGCAUCCACCUCAGGCGCUGCGGCACUCCCACUCGUUAGGCGAGUGCUUGGGGGGCACAACCCUAGGACAAUGUGCGCAGCGCAGCGCAGCGAGAACCCCAGGACGUGUCCUCACAGGGGGGUACCCUUGUCGGCUCCUGUGAGGACCUGGUUUUCGCGGCACAUCUGCGAAGCCUUGGUGGUCCUCGGUUUCCAACUCCACUUUAGCAUCGUAGCGUCGUGCGCACCUGCGAGCAGCAACUUGCAAGGCUGCACCACACCUCAAUCGGAACCCGCAGAGCUGCAGCCAUGGGAGCUCCCCCCGUUCCUGCUUCCCAGGCGGGCGGCCCACACACCCUCCCACUGCGCCUUUGCAUACUUGGUACCGGACCGUGACACCAAAACAGUCGCAAAGUCGAGGACGUACCGUACCGUACCUGUCCCAAGGCCCCCCCCUCGACCUUGUCGUCCCUGCGCCUUCUUUUGGGACUGCAUCCUCUGCAUUAGCCUGCAUGCCGCAGAUGAUGCCCCAGUCAUCAGUCACUCCGGUUUACCUGGAACCCUACUCCAUCUGCAGUGAGCGUCCGGCGUCACUGCUGCCUUCACGCCGCAAGGGCUCCCAGCCAGUCCAAGGUACUCGGGAGUCGGAUGACACC
Molecule: messenger RNA, 654 nt
Organism: Chaetomium fimeti
Lineage: Eukaryota; Fungi; Ascomycota; Sordariomycetes; Sordariales; Chaetomiaceae
Exons: 1
Coding region: 90-578 (162 amino acids)
Source: RefSeq, a predicted model, not a curated record